Myxozyma melibiosi is the source of this 1157-nucleotide messenger RNA. RefSeq names its product carbon-nitrogen hydrolase. Gene Ontology annotation, biological process: L-glutamine metabolic process; oxaloacetate metabolic process. The transcript is spliced from 2 exons. The record is from RefSeq and is a predicted model, not a curated record. Gene Ontology annotation, molecular function: omega-amidase activity. Bases 195 to 1067 code for a protein of 290 amino acids. Gene Ontology annotation, cellular component: mitochondrion. NCBI's taxonomy places the organism in Eukaryota, Fungi, Ascomycota, Lipomycetes, Lipomycetales, Lipomycetaceae.
CAGGCCUGGAGAGGAAUAUGUGAGCUUUGUAGAUAGAGUAACAGACCAGAAUUGAGAGCCGAGCCGCACCAUCUCCAAUCCACCUCAACCGUAGGGAGCAUUUCGUAAUUGCGUAAUUGGUUGUCAACUAUUUGUCUACCAAUUGUGAAAAGAAUCUUAGGCAGUUAUCAAUACAGGGAGAUACAUUAAUCAACAUGUCUCAAGCACUAUCUCAACGAUUGAAGAUCGCCCUCAUACAGCUGGCUGCCACCGCGGAUAAAGCACGCAAUCUCUCGCGAGUCAAAGAGCAUGUUCUCAAAGCUGCGUCGAACGGAGCACAGCUUGUUGUUCUUCCGGAAUGCUUCAAUUCUCCGUACUCGGUCGCUGCGUUCCCGCAGUAUGCAGAGUCGAUUCCCUCCGGCGAGACAACCAAGUUUCUCUCCACCCUUGCGCGCGAGACUUCGAUCUACCUCAUCGGAGGCUCGAUCCCCGAGCGCGGCGACGACGGGAAGCUGUUCAACACAAGCUUGAGUUUCGCUCCCUCCGGCGACCUGAUAGCAAAGCACAGAAAGGUCCAUCUAUUCGACAUUGACAUUCCUGGCAAGAUCCGGUUCAAGGAAUCUGAAGUUCUCACAGGCGGCAACAAAAUUACCGUCUUUGACAUCCCACCUUUUGGAAAAGUCGGUCUCGCUAUCUGCUACGACAUCCGGUUCCCGGAACUGGCGUCUGUCGCCGCCCGUAAGGAAGGCGUCUUUGCAAUGAUCUACCCCGGCGCAUUCAACACCACCACCGGCCCUCUUCAUUGGGAACUCCUCGCACGCGCCAGAGCGGUCGAUAACCAGAUUUACGUGCUGCUGUGCUCGCCCGCAAGAGAUAUGACUAGCGACUACCAUGCCUAUGGGUACUCCAUCGCCGUCGACCCGAACGCGAAUAUUCUCACAAAGGCCGGCGAGGGCGAGGAGAUUGUGUAUGCUGAGCUUGAGCCGGGCUUUAUCGAGCAGACUCGGGCGGGAAUACCAAUCACUACUCAGAGACGAUACGAUGUCUAUCCUGAUAUUUCCGCCUCUACUAAGACUUCGGCGGUUUAAGUUGAGUGAAAGUAGAGAGCACAAGUAAUACUUGAAAUGCAAUACUUCGUAUCAAUAAAAGCUGUCAUAAACGUAGUCACAAAACAGUAA